AUGCACCAUCUUUUGGCCGCUGGGGCAGCUGAACUUGGAACAGGCAAGAAGCACUUUGUGAUUGCGGGGAGCGUCUGCUCCUCCGAUCCAGACGCGCUUUCGACCACACCUGGUCCCCUUGAUGAACAUGAUUCUGACUGGCCUUUUGCAAGAAUGUGCUACGAAGGACCUGACAUCGGGAAAUUGUACAUACACCAACGCCUUCGGCGGUCGCAAGCUCGAGGCAAGAAGCGCCCGAGCACUUACAAGGACGAGGUUGACUGUCUCAGACUCCAGGCUGGACUGGAUAUGGAUUGCGCCUACUGA
Messenger RNA from Symbiodinium pilosum, 306 nucleotides. NCBI's taxonomy places the organism in Eukaryota, Dinophyceae, Suessiales, Symbiodiniaceae. The record is from the annotation of a GenBank genome assembly.